Vitis vinifera (wine grape) is the source of this 1902-nucleotide messenger RNA. RefSeq names its product alcohol acyltransferase 9. The record is from RefSeq and is a predicted model, not a curated record. The coding region runs from base 482 to 1804 and encodes 440 amino acids. NCBI's taxonomy places the organism in Eukaryota, Viridiplantae, Streptophyta, Magnoliopsida, Vitales, Vitaceae. The transcript has a single exon.
AAAAAUUCUCAUAAUCUUAGAUACAUUCAACCAGGUAUUAUAUUUAUGUCUAUAUUACUAUAUCUAUAUCUAUAUAUAUACUCUAGCAAUAUAUACUUUUGUUAGAUACUGGAGACAAGAGCUGAGACAGGUAUCAGCAUCCAUGUCUAUCAAGACUCAAUACAAAAACGAGGGCUUGAAGUGCAAAAUGGCUGUGAGGUGAUCAUAGCUAUCAUCAGACAGAAAGCAAAGCCAAGCUGUUGUGAUUUGUUUGUAAUUCAUUUUCUUUUACCAUAAAGCGAUGCCCGGAGAAUCACACACAAAUCUUUCACUGUAGAGAGAGAAGAUACACAUGGUCGCUUAUUAUAUUAAUAAUCUUCUUCCUCUCUCUGCUGUGGGCUGCGUUGCGUUACCUUAAGAAAAAGGGUCGAAUAGAAAAAGGGCCAGCUCUUCUCUCCAUCUCUUGCCCUUUCUUCCUAUCUGAAUCAUCAUCAUCAUCAUCAUGGAGACCAACUUUGUACGUGUCAAAGAGGCGGUUUUGGUGGCUCCUUCUGAAACCACGCCGUCUCGUGUUCUCGCUCUUUCGGCUCUGGACUCUCAGCUGUUUCUGCGGUUCUCCAUUGAGUACCUUCUGGUGUAUCAGUCUCGUCCUUGCUCCGACCAUGGGGUGACCGCGGAUCAUGUCAAGGCGGCACUGGGUCGAGCCCUGGUUCCGUAUUAUCCGCUGGCGGGGAGGGUUAGGGUUGGGUCGAGUGGUUCGAAUCUGGAGGUGGUGUGUCGAGCUCAGGGCGCGGUGUUCAUUGAGGCUGUUUCGGACCUCACCGUCGCCGACUUCGAGAGGACCCCUAGGCACGUGACGCAGUGGAGGAAGCUACUGUCGCUGUACGUGGAGGAUGUGCUCCGGGGCGCGCCGCCGCUGGUGGUUCAACUGACGUGGCUAGCCGAUGGCGGGGCUGCGCUAGGUGUCGGCAUCAACCAUUGUCUCUGCGACGGCAUCGGCAGCGCCGAGUUCCUCAACGCAUUCGCUGAGUUGGCCACCGGCCGCGGCGGCCUCUCUGAGUUCAAGCCCAAACCGGUGUGGGACCGCCACCUUCUCGAUCCGAAACCCCUCGAACCUCCCCGCAGAGCCUCCUCAUCUACUCACCCCGAGUUCAACUCAGUCCCAGACCUCUCCGGUUUCGUAACUCGCUUCUCCCAGGAACCACUCGUCCCCACCUCAAUCACCUUCGACAAACGAUGCCUCAAUGAGCUCAAACAACUCGCCUCCUGCACGGGUCGACCCAGCGAGUCCUCAUACACGUCCUUUGAAAUCCUCUCAGCUCACGUAUGGAGAAGCUGGGCCAGAGCUCUGAAUAUGCCAUCAAACCAGACCCUCAAACUCCUCUUCAGCAUCAACAUUCGAAACCGAGUCAAGCCAAGUCUCCCACCGGGUUACUACGGCAACGCGUUUGUACUUGGCUGCGCCCAAACCACCGUGAAGGAGAUAACAGAGAAAGGCUUGGGACACAUGUGUGGUUUGGUGAAGCGAGCGAAGGAGAGAGUAGGAGAUGAGUACGUGAGGAGAGUGGUGGAUAUGGUGAGUGGCGAGUCGAGGGCGAGUCCUGACUCAGUGGGAGUGCUGAUACUGUCACAGUGGUCAAGGCUAGGGCUAGAGAGGGUUGACUUUGGGAUGGGGAUACCAGUCAAUGUAGGACCCAUAUGCAGCGAUAGAUACUGUUUGAUGUUGCCGGUGUCUGAUCAGAGGGACGCCGUGAAGGUUAUGGUGGCGGUCCCCACAUCUGCCGUUGACCAAUAUAUACAUUUGAUAGGGAGUCCCUACUCUUAAGAUCGUUGACUUUUUGCUUACUGACUUCUUUUUUAUUGGUAGAUUCCAUUUUGAUUUCAGUGAGUGGACCAUAUGCGUUUUGCUCUCUCUUUUAGGAA